UUUGCUGAUGGCUGGUUUUUUCCAUGAACUAUAGUUUUGGCAAUGAAGCACCCUGCAAAAAACGAGAGGAUUAUUUGGAAUGGCCUGAAUAUUUUAUGGCAGUAGCUUUUUUGUCAGCACAAAGAAGCAAGGAUCCAAGUUCUCAGGUUGGUGCCUGCAUUGUAAAUUCAGAAAACAAGAUUGUUGGAAUUGGAUACAAUGGGAUGCCUAAUGGCUGCAGCGAUGAUGUACUACCCUGGACAAGAACAGCAGCACAUAAACUGGACACGAAAUAUCCUUAUGUGUGCCAUGCCGAAUUGAACGCCAUCAUGAACAAAAACUCAGCUGAUGUGAAAGGCUGCAGCAUGUAUGUUGCCUUAUUUCCAUGUAAUGAAUGUGCAAAGCUCAUCAUCCAGGCAGGCAUAAAGGAAGUUAUUUUUAUGUCUGACAAGUAUCAUGACACUACAGAAAUGACAGCUGCACGGCGGAUGUUUGAUUUAGCAGGUAUUAUAUACAGGGAAUUCAAGCCAAAGUGUAACAAGAUCAUCAUCGACUUUGAUUCAAUUAACAGCAGACCAAGUCAAAAGCUUCUGUGAAUUAAGUCUCAUUAAGACCCUAGAAGACUGUGAUUAUCCUUUUCUAAAAAGCUGCUAAUGCCUUUCAUCUUGAAGUUACUUGCAACUUUUUAAUGGCUUCUGUAGCUAAAGUAGACUUCUAAGAAAUCCAAGGCAUAAAAUGUCCCCCUCACUUCAUCUUGUCAUGUGGAAUCUAAAUCUACUUAAAAUUUUUUAAUGCCUUUAUCAAAACUGCUUAAAAAGUCUGGAGACAUGUAGAUGAGACAAUAUAAUGUAUGUAAAGAAAACUGUUCUGAACCUCGCUGUAUUCAUCACCACAUGCUCUGAUAGGCUGUCAGCAUUGAUUUAGACUCAGUUUAACAGUAGUACUUACUGUAACCAGUAGUACAGUGGAAUACGCUAAUAUAUGUUGAUCUCUCUAUGGGAUAUGUGGAUCUUAAUAGUUGAUCCUCAUAAAGGACAAAAAACGUUAUCCAUGCAAAUCCUAAUCUUCCAACUAGCGUAACACUAACAUUUUGUAACAUAAUGUGUGAUAUUCUGCAUGUGUUAUCCAACAAAUGAAAUGCUGAUUUUUCUUUUAAUUGCUGUCUCACAUGUUCAUACAUGGGGAGGGGUGAGAGAAGAAGUUGUUCUGAGAACAGUCCCUGCUCUGGACCAAGCUUUACAGGUGCUUUCAAGUCCUCAUUUUCCCUGAGGCUCCAGAAUUGGAGGGUGUUGAGGGAGUAAAUCAUUUGGGUCUUUACCUUUGGGACUCUUACUUGGAGUUGGUUUUCAUGUGGAGAAGGAAAUUAUUUUUUUGGUCUAAGCUGUUUCUAGAAAGUCUGACAUAGUUCAGUCUUAAAAUCAACCUGUAAGGUAACUGAAUAGGUUUUUGUCCUCUGAGAGAAAUUGGAGAUAGUCAACCCAUAUCCGUAUCUGUGCCAAAAGAGGUAAUUAUUGUGUUAGCUUGUUUCCCAGUGCU
Molecule: messenger RNA, 1515 nt
Organism: Egretta garzetta (little egret)
Lineage: Eukaryota; Metazoa; Chordata; Aves; Pelecaniformes; Ardeidae
Gene: DCTD
Product: dCMP deaminase
Exons: 5
Coding region: 24-575 (183 amino acids)
Biological process (GO): dUMP biosynthetic process; dTMP biosynthetic process
Cellular component (GO): cytoplasm
Molecular function (GO): dCMP deaminase activity; zinc ion binding
Source: RefSeq, a predicted model, not a curated record